Molecule: messenger RNA, 3707 nt
Organism: Pararge aegeria (speckled wood butterfly)
Lineage: Eukaryota; Metazoa; Arthropoda; Insecta; Lepidoptera; Nymphalidae
Exons: 9
Coding region: 47-3616 (1189 amino acids)
Biological process (GO): microtubule cytoskeleton organization
Cellular component (GO): cytoplasmic microtubule; cilium
Molecular function (GO): microtubule binding
Source: RefSeq, a predicted model, not a curated record
GGCGCGGCCGGGCGACCGCCGCCGCUUCAGUCCUUUACGACCCACGAUGCAACUACCCGAGCCGCCACCGCCUCCUCUCGCGCCCCUCUGGGAUCGUGUACUGCGGGCGCGAGCAUUGCCACCGGACCUCGACGUGCAACUCCUCUACAUAGCCAUCAAGGACCGUCUUACCCAUCCUGAGUGGGAAGUCCGGUUACACGCUCUCAGAGUCCUCGCAGACUUGCUGCCCUUAUCCGGCAAUGCACUCUCCUUCCCGUUCGAUCAAGUAAUCGACAACCUAGGACACAGUUCACCAAACGUUCGGAAAGCUGCCCUGGACGCGCUAAAAGUUUUCUGCAACCACUGCGAAGAUCCCGAAUGUGCGGCUCGUGCGAUCAUAGAUAAGUUCUCCUACAACAAUAUUAGACCACACUCCGCUGAAAUGGAUAGCAAAAUAAACGUCAUUACCGGUCUUAUACUUUCCAUACCGUCGGUUAUAGGGAUUUUGAAACGGCGAACUUCCAAUCUGGAUAUGUUUCCUGUAUUUCAAAUUUUGGGAGAGAAACUUUUUGACUCUAUGCACAAAGAUGUUGCUCUUCGGUCGCUCAUGAAAUUACGCAGGGUAUGUGGACCUCAUCAAUAUACAUUUUUUUUCUCACAGCUAGAUAUAAGGAUUCAAGAUAAAUUUAGGCAUUUAUGUGAGAUGUAUGACGAAGAUUCAAAAGAUGUUUACUAUGCUCCGAGAAAAAUGCGGAAUCAACCUCUUGUGCAUAUUAAUCGUGUUUUUAAUAACUCGACGAGCCCUAUCUAUUUAUCAACGGACUCUUCAUCAGAAGAUUCCUUUAGAAUGCCUUUUAAUAAUAAUAAUUAUGCUAAAGUGAUAAUUGAAACUGAAAUUAAAUUUGAUUCGGAUACUGCAAUUACAAUGACUGUGUUAGAACAAAAUGAAACAGAAUCGGAUAAAAAUACGAUAAGCGACGAGGAUUGUGAUAGUUCUGAUCGUCUCAUGUUAAAAUAUACUGACGGGGAUUCAGAGGAAGAUUCUGACGUUGUAGUUAAAAAAGUGCGUUUCGGUGGUGAAAGUGUAAAAAUUCGGACCCCUGAUAGUGAUAAUAUAGUAUCAAGUGAGGACGAUGCUAAUCAUAACCGCCAUUUAGCCUUGUUAGAAAAAUCUAGAAUAGAAGAAGUGUUACCAGAAACACCAGCCAUCGUAAAUAAGAUGAAUGAUUUAAAGCGCGAAGCUCAAGAAAGAGAAGCACGUUCAACUUCUAGAAAAAGUGGUAUUCCUCUUCCAGUUAUAUCCAACAAACAAACACAUAAAGGUGUAUCGAAACAUACCAAAGUAAAAGUUAAAUCCAAAUCACUUAAUGAGUUAUAUGACUAUUUCAAUAAGAAGAAUGAAAGUACAGAAGGGAAGGCGAGAGAUAAGUCGGGGUUCGCUUUGACACUAGUAGAAGUACAGAAUACAGACAAAGUGCCCAGUCCAGUUCAAUCUCAUAGAGAAGUUGAAGUGUUGCACAAUUUACAAAGGAGUCCUACAUUGUCACCACGCAGACAACAGACUCGUGUUAUUGUAGACCAUGAUAGGUUUAUACUCAAUCUCGUGGCAUCCUCGCCACCUGAGUCAAUGCUGCUGUCCCCCCGGCCACCCUCUCCGUUGCGAGGGCAUUACGCCUGGGAAGACCUGCAAGUGGUGCCGAUACACAUCUCCGAUCAGCUGCAUAACACGGAAAACUGGAUAGCAGCGGUGAAAGCCGCCGACCAUCUUCACAGCACACUGCUAGACCAUGAAAAUGUUCAAAAAGUGGAACCUGAGGUUUUUUCCCUUGUGCAACACAUGUGGGCGCUUAGCGAUGCGGUGUCUGCAGCCCGGGCGCCAGCAGAGGGUGCUGUGUGCGCAGUCGUCCGCAGCGGGAGCUCCUCCUGUGUCAGGGAAGUCCUGCCCGCAUUGAUCGCGAGGAUGGCGAGGGACCCGCCUCCAGCCGCACUGCCACACGCAUUGCUGCAAAGGAUGGCGUUGCAUCACCUCGUUGAACUGAUCUUCGAUGCGGAUAUGAUCGGGGGAUCAGAUAAAGAAGCAGAGAACGGUCAACUGCGAGCGGCGCUGUGCUUGGCAAGAGCUGCGGGUCCGGCAGCAGUGCUUGCGGCUGUGCGUCGGAGGCUCAACGGAUCUCCUAGAGCUGAUGCCUUCUGCAAUAAGUUACGUGAACGUCUGACCAGACCGACGGAUCACAUUAGGCCGACCCCAGCUCCCAGAAACUCUCACCUCCCGGUGGCGACCCGAAGACGAGCUCGGUCUACGCCUCCCGCUGCUCCACCACCCCGCCCUCGAAGGUUGCGUCCGCUGCCAGACUCUGCGCCGCUUCCAGGUGUUUCGCCACCUGGAAGAGAUUUCGUCUUGAAACCUAUAACUGCGAUACAUCUUAUCGACGAUAGAGUCACUACCGACAUCAUUAUUGGCGAGGAAGAGAAGAAACCGGAGGGAGAUGAAAAGGAAAUCGAGGGCCAUUUUACUGUUGCUGCCACAACAGAAAUCGAGAGCAAAGCAGACGAACGUCCGACAAAUAUACCACCGCUAUCUCGCACUCCGUCCAUACACGUCGAAAAUAUAUCUGAAAAUGCAAAAUCGAUAAAUGGCGAUGAUCUUUCUGAGAAGUCGAUACACGUGGAAAAUUUGUCCGAAAAGAAUAUUUCCUUGGGCAGUGUUGAAACGAUCGCAGAACAAAUUUCCAUUGAAAGUGCCAAUGCCCCAUCAGCGAGUUCAAGGCAAAGUCAAGUGACGUCUGAAGGAAUUAAAACGCCAACACCAAAACCGACUAGUGCAAAAUCGUUAUCGUUAUCCAACCUAUCAAAGAGCGCUGGAAAAUCUAUCAGUUCAACAUCAAUGAGGAGUGAACCAGCGUCCCCAGAGCCCAAGAGCGAAUACAUCGAGAGCCGAUCUUGUGAACGCGACGUUAGGACAGCACUAACGGAAUGUAUGAUACCAGCUCGACAUGAAGAUUGGGAAGUGAUUGUGAAUGGACUUCUUGAAACUGAACGGUUAGCGAAAGAUGAGUGGGCUAGAGCGCCCGCAUCGAGCUGGCGAGCGGUGACCCGUUCUGUUGCUGGCCACGUGCGCUCGCUGCGUUCUAGGGUCGCGAGAACUGCUUGCUCAACCCUCGGCACAUUAUUCGAGUUCCGCGGACGUGGACUUGACCCGGAAUUAGAGGAGGCUGUCAGUGCGUUGUUAGAUCGUUGCGCGGAUGUGAACCGUUUCUUGCGAGCAGAUGCUGUUGCUGCUCUCGGAAGGGUUGCUUGUGGAGGUAACUACACUCGUGCUGCCGUAGCAUUGGCACGGAGAGGAGCGUCGCAUCGUGGCGGACCAGUUCGUGCUGCGGCAGCCCAAGCUCUUACCAGGCUAGUACAGCAACACGGUGCUGUUCGAAUGCUAGAACUGCCCGCUGAACCUCGUACAGUAAUACUACGUGCAGCUGGUGAGUUGAUAGCUGAUGCGAGUCCUGAAGCUAGGAUGCACGCCCGCCACCUUUAUAUAGCGCUCUCUGAGGAUUCCCGUUUCAGGCAGCUUUUGAAAGAGGCAAUGCCAGUGAGUCGUUAUCGAGCAAUUGAAAAAUACGUAGACAAACUACGCUGUCGAUAAAACUAUAGUUAGAACCAGCAACGGCUAAAGUAAGAUAAACAUUCGCUCGAUCGCUAGACGAGGUGAAAAAAGAAAAAAUAGGUAGGUACCU